Molecule: messenger RNA, 1717 nt
Organism: Funneliformis geosporum
Lineage: Eukaryota; Fungi; Glomeromycota; Glomeromycetes; Glomerales; Glomeraceae
Source: the annotation of a GenBank genome assembly
CCCUCGCGUUACAACUGCAUUGAUCGGUGUUGAAACCCGUGCUUUAACGGGUUGGACAGUAGGCCGAAGCUCAAGGUCGCCCGCUGCAAGAUCGAAGGUUGAAGCUUCCAUUCUUCAAGCUAUUUUACCAGUCUCCUGCGUUACAACUGCAUUGAUCGGUGUUGAAACCCGUGCCUUAACGGGUUGGACAUUUGCGUACGCGGAGAGAGAAACUGCUCAACGGCUUCUGGCCACCUCUCUCGGUUACUUACAGAAUUUUGCAAAUGAUCCGACAAUAAAUAGCCUAGCAUGUGACAAAGCAAUUGAGCUAAAGAAAUGGAAGGAAAGUCGUUGUGCUAAUGAAUACUGGCAAAAUAUUGAGAUAGAAGAAGCCAAACAAAAGACUCAGGCUGCGGAAAAUUUAUCAGAGUUGCAAAUCGAGGCUACAUUACAUAAAGAUACUGUCUACCAUUCUAGUGCAGUAUCAAAUCUGACUAAAAACAAAAUUACCGCAUUAAGUAAACGACCAAACUCCGAUGUUGAUUCUGAAGAUUUAAAAAACAACUCCUUUAUUGUAACAGAGGAGCAGAGUGAAGCCCCCGAACUUAUUGAUUCUCUCACAACACCAUCACAAUACACCGGUUCUAUAGAAGAUUUAGAACACAACCCCUUCAUUGUAACAGAGAAGCAGAAGGAAGCCCCCGAACCUCCCAUAACACCAUUAUCGAACAGGAACGUUCUCAAACAUCCCCAGCCCUCACGAGAGAAGUUGGAGGAUACCAAUGUGGAAUUGGUUCUGAAAAAGCCACAGGCUACUGAACAAAUCCACCCGCCCGAAUAUUCCGAAAACCCAUCAGAAAAGACUAUGCGUGAUGGAUACUCCACAACUCAAAAACAAUAUGAAAUCGACAUCGAGGAUGAUGAUAAUGUUGGAAACACAUCAAAAAGAAAAACAAAUGAAGAUGACAAUGAUGAAGAAUUGCUUGAAAAUGCCAUAUUUCUAUUCAACGAAUCGAAUGAAGAAUCAUUAAUCGAAAAGGUUGAUGGGAAUUCACUAUUGGAUGAGACUCGAUUGCCAUUAGGAAAUAUUAACUGUAGAACACCGGAGGAGUUCCUUGAUACAAAUUUAAUCGAAUCAUUUAAUAAAUAUCAAAAAAAAAUACCGAAAACUCGCAAGAUCCUAACCCCUGCAUAUUGGGGAAUAUUGGAUUUAACGAAAGAAAGUUUAAACAACUCCGGAAUAAAAAAUAAGGAGAUUGAAAAAUUAUCACAGAAUUUCUCCAAUAAAAUCGGAUGGACUGACGAUGUCCUUGUCUCCAAUGAAGUUCAAAAAUAUUUUGAUAAUAAUUGCGAGAAUGAAAAACAAGAUGUCAAGGAAGAACUGAAGAUGUGGACAACAGUUCCGUUAUUUUCUGGCAUUUUUACGUCGGAAAAUAUCAAAAACACUUGGGGUGAAAUCCAAGCGAUUUCAACAAACAAAGCACGAAACGAAAAUGCAAUAAUUUACGGAGAAGUUUCUGGGGGACUUGCUUCUUUUGGAAUACCUGCAUCCUGUCCAAAAAAACAGUAUGUUGACAAGGUGAAGUUAAUGGUCAUGUUGCGAGAUAGUCUUAAUCAGUUCUUCAAAGAUAAACGUCAUGUAAAGGAUAAACAACGUAAAGAAUUAACUGUGUACGGAUGGCUACAAAUCGGAAUCGAGUUAAAAAUAUACGCAAUGGACUGGCUCCGGAAUUUAUAG